Messenger RNA from Rhagoletis zephyria (snowberry fruit fly), 354 nucleotides. Its product is annotated as cuticle protein 5.1-like. NCBI's taxonomy places the organism in Eukaryota, Metazoa, Arthropoda, Insecta, Diptera, Tephritidae. The record is from RefSeq and is a predicted model, not a curated record.
AUGUUCAAAUACUUCGCUGUCGUUUUCAUGGCCCUCUUCGCCUGCGCUGCUGCCGAACCUAAACCCAGUGUCAUCGCCGCGCCAUUGGCUUACUCCGCCCCAUUGGUCGCCUCGCCCUACGCUGCCGCCUAUGCCGCCCCCUACGCUGCUUACGCCGCUGCUCCUUAUGCCGCCUACGCUUCACCAUACGCUGCCUACUCUGCUUACCCAUACAGCGCCGCCUACUUGUUACGCAAGUAAAUGGAAUACAUAUACACAUUUUAAUAUGUGCACAUAUAUAGUUAGUUGACGAUGAUGAAAAGUGUUUGGACGAAAUUCUGUGGAAAAUUUAAGAAAAAAUAAAACAAAAAGUAA